CACAAUUUUGACUCCAAAUCGAGCAAGCAACUGGUAGUAGCACUACUAGUACUCUCAUCAUCAUCAUCAUCAUGUUUCAACUCCUCCCCGUUACAGAGGCCGACCUCUCCUCUAUGGUCGAGUUGUGGUACGACGCCUUUGGUGAUCCCAUCAAUCGGCGGCUGUAUCCCGAUACCCCCGGAGCGCGCGCCUGGCUAGAGGACUACCACCGCGCCAGUCUGCAAUCCCCUGAUCAACACUAUCUUAAAGUUACCACAGAUCAUAGUACCUGGUCGACCUCUCCCCUCGUAGCAUUUGUGAAAUGGGACUUCAACACCACCUCUCCAGGUCACCACUUUCCCCCGCGCCAUGUCGAUUUCGACUGGAUCUUUUGCGACACGUUCUUCGGGGGGCUGGACCAGGCGCGACGGACCAUCAUGGGCUCGCGUCCGCACUAUUAUCUGGAUGCCCUGAUCACCCACCCGGAUUAUCGCCGGCAGGGAGCGGCAUCAAUGCUCAUCCAGUGGGGAUGUAAGCGUGCUGAUCAGGACGGAAUCCCCAUCUGGGUGGAUUCCAGUCAGGAAGGGGCCCGGAUCUACCAGCGCUUUGGGUUUCGCGAUGUCAGUGUGUUGGGGCUGACUCCGACCGGCGCCAUGUCCAUGCUGCGGGAUCCCGUUGGUGGUGAUGCCGCGUAGUAGCUAGCAAAGUGUGGGAAUUUUCAUGUAUCUAGCUAACCCGAGUAGUUCUAUUACCACCAUCGCUCUCUUACAAUGGUUCGGGGCCCCUGAGCGGCUGCAUCUCAAUAUACUCG
This is a messenger RNA of Aspergillus eucalypticola CBS 122712, 790 nucleotides long. RefSeq names its product GNAT family N-acetyltransferase. Gene Ontology annotation, molecular function: acyltransferase activity, transferring groups other than amino-acyl groups. The coding region runs from base 72 to 674 and encodes 200 amino acids. The transcript is spliced from 2 exons. NCBI's taxonomy places the organism in Eukaryota, Fungi, Ascomycota, Eurotiomycetes, Eurotiales, Aspergillaceae. The record is from RefSeq and is a predicted model, not a curated record.